Messenger RNA from Symbiodinium sp. CCMP2592, 1434 nucleotides. The record is from the annotation of a GenBank genome assembly. Lineage: Eukaryota; Dinophyceae; Suessiales; Symbiodiniaceae.
AUGGCACCGAAGAGGUCGAAGUCAGUGGAGCCGGCAAAGCAGCCGCCGAAGAGGUCGAAGUCGCAAGAGCCGCCGAAGAGGUCAAAAUCGCAGGAGCCAUCUCGGCGUCAGCCCAGCCCUGCGCCACAACGCUCAAAGCUCGAAUCGAAAGGAGCCAAGCCGGGGCCGGCCAAGCCCGUUCCAAAGGCGAAAGCUGCGCCAAAGGCCACCGCGAGGCCUGCAGCAAACCCCAAGGGCAAGCUGGAAGAGAUCUUGGAAAAGGCGCGAUCCGAUACCCACAAGCGGUCUGCCGACGUCGAGGUGCGUCUCCGUGAAGCGUUGGUCCGAAAAGAGGCGCAGCUGGAGCUGGCCAUGCAGAAGGCGGGAGACAUGGAACAGAAGGCCGUUCUCGAGCAGAGAAGAGCAGAGGAGGCCGUCAGAAGGGCAGCCUUUGCUGAGGGACAAGCGGAGGAACUCCGGCAGCGUGCUUCGCGAGUCGAGGAGCUGCAGCUGGAAAUGGCACACAAGGAGGCGCGAGCAGCAGAUGCAGAAGCCAGGGCAGAGGUCUUGGGUCAGAUGCAAGAGAAGUUUCAGCGCACUUUGCCCGACAUGGUCAAAUCCAUUGCGGAGGGCAUGGUACUCUGCCGCGGUCGGCGUGAUUCAUCUCUGUGCGACUCUGCUGGUAUAUCCGGCUUCCGCGGAGUGGCGGCAAAGCUGGAAUUGGAGGACUCUCCAGGCUCUCUGAAAUCAAACCCCGCCGCAAUCCCUCUGCUCGAUGCGGAGGAGGGCAAGGACAGUGAUGGUAAGUUGAAGACGACGGUUCUGGCUCCGGAUGAUGCUGCAUCCGAGCUGCUGAAGUUCUAUGGACAGAACGACGGCGCGCGCCCUGCGGACAGCACUCAGGAGCGCCGGCUCCCAAAGGCUGCCGCGCGGCUGACCAAUGCAUUCAAGCUCGUUGGGAGCUUGGAGCUGGAGAGGGUGAGCGGGCUGUUGCCGGGGCAGGUGCCACGAAGAAGUGAUCCGAUCCGCUUCCGAGCGAGGGAGGGCUGCGCGGCAGAUCCAGUCUGCCCGGAGUCACGACGGGAAGUGGUCGUGAUUAGCACCGACAUGGUUGGACAACGUACAUUUGCCCAAACCCCGGCUUGCGACAAGCCCAUCAAGCAAGUCAACCCAGCCUUCCUGGUUCCAAGAGUUGGAGACAUGCUCAAGCGCUUCAACCAAUGGUUGAAGGAGCACUCGGCAAAGCAGGAAAGUUCCCCGGCUGAGAAAACAGAAGAUGAUCCGAUUCCUUUGCAAGAAGAGGAGCAGGACGAUGAGAUUGGGAACCUGUUGCAGCAGUACGGUGUGCUGCUGGAGUAUGAGAGAACGCAGGACUUCAGCGGAGUGUCUACAGAUUUCAAAGCCUUCGUGUUCUCGAUAAAAUCCAAGAGGUUGAGCAGCUACCAGCCGUUAUAA